UCACAUAACACAAUGCAAACCACCUAAGAAGCGCAUGAAAGAGAUUUUCUGCCAAAUCACAACAUAUCGCGUGUGCUAACGUAGUUACUGAAAUUAUCACAUAUGCAAAUACAACCAUGACAAAGCCUGUAAGGAAAUCUGAAUCUAGCGAUUGAGUAGAGGACGAGUAGUGAUACGCGACGAUCUUGCGUAAUAUUGUGCGCACGCGCAAGUUUCGAAGUUACAAACAAAAUAAAUGAUGUGUUAUGAAAGUUGCAGAGAUUUGUGAUGAAAAUGGGCUAAGACAAUGGGUUUCCGGGUUUAAAAAAUUUAUGAGUUAUAUAAAGAAAAUAAUAUCAGUGAAUACUUAGUAGAAUAAAUGACAUGCUCUAUGUGAAGUUUACGAAAAAUUGUAACGGAAGGAUUGCAAAGAUUGGUAUAUCCGUCGCCCAAUGAAGGAGACAUGUGGCUGGCCCAUACCCUAAGCCUACUAAUUUGUAUCGCCCAAUACGCUAAGUGCAACCUUCUAGGAGAAUACGAAGAGUUAUCCCGUAACAUUCUCUACCCGCCAGAAGACCAUACGGUUGCAGCACUGCCCGUAGAAGUAGGGAAGGACAAAACUUCUGGAUGCAUUUGUAGAAGCACCAAGAGCCGUAAGGUGAUGGUCUGCUUUGGGAACUACGAGUGCAGAAGGUUUCCUAAGGUAAAUGUGAGAAGCGAACUACUCGUAGUAAGAACGACAGUUUUGCCAGAAAUUCGAGUUGGUGAAUUAGAUGCCUUGCACUAUUUGAAGGCUUUGAAAAUAGAGGCUAAUCAUCAGCUGAAGUACAUUCAGCCAGGACUGUUCCGCAACUUGACGAGGUUGCAGCGAUUAUCAAUAUCUUACAAUACUCAACUACAAGUUAUCCUGGAUGGGACGUUUGCAGGAUUGAAAAGUCUAAGGGAAUUGAAUCUGGUCAAUAAUGGAUUUGUUAACAUUUUACUGCUAACUCCAGCAUUGAAACCCUCGUUAUUACCAUCUCUAAAAGUUCUCGACAUAUCAGAAAACUCAUUUGACACGAUUCCAGAGAACACUUUCGACCCGAUGAAAGGAACGACACUACAUAAGCUCAAAAUAAAUUUAUGUCAACUUGAUUUUAUUCAUCCCAACAGUUUUUUACGUUUACAAAUGCUGCAAGAGUUAGGUAUUGGUGCAAAUGACUUUAAUUCAUCAAUUAUAAGUGAUAUUCUUAUCAGUCUGAAAAGACAUAAUAGGAGCCUUACAACUCUUGACAUAUCCGACAUGGGCUUCCGGAAGCAUCCUCCGAGAAAACUCAUGGAGAUUAUUGCGAAUACAACAGUAGAGAAAUUAACGUUAUCAGACAAUCAAUUUGAGAUAAUUUCUGAUGAUACUUUCCCGAAUAUGCCCAAUAUAAAAGUGUUAAACCUACGAAGAAUCAGUGCGAUACUUGUCAGACCAAGAGCUUUCGAUCCGUUUAAAUUUCCAAAUCUCCGCAUCCUGUUGCUGAGUGGCAACAAUUUGCCCGGAAUUCACUUCAGGCACAUAUCUAACCAACAACUUAUCCUACUAGAUUUAUCAUCUAACAAAGGCACUAACUCUAACCCCAUGUACUUUGAAAUUGACAGAGGGGCGUUCCUCGACUGUAAUGCAUUAAAGGUCCUAAAUUUAGCUUUUAAUAGAAUGAAGUCAAUCUUCGACUACACAUUCAUGGGGUUAGAAAAUCUAAGAAUAUUAAAUUUAGAAAACGGUACCAUCUUUCACAUAGGUGAUGGAACUUUUAAGCCAUUGAAACAUUUAGAAGUGUUAAAUUUAGCCAAUAAUCCUCUAACUGCUAAUCAAAAUUUAACAAGUGGAAUUUUCGAUGGACUGAAUGAAUUGAAAAUGUUAACUCUCAAGAAUUGUGGUAUCAAACAUCUUUACGAUGACGAUAACAUGUUUGAGAUGCUGCCCAAUUUAACUCACCUGAUACUGGCUAACAAUGAAUUGUAUUACAUUACUCCAGAGUUAUUGAAACCGUUGAAAUUGUUGCAAGAGCUGGAUCUGAGUAAUAAUUUGAUAAUGUCGUGGUGGGCACCUUUAUUUUUAUCAUCAGGAGUGAAACCUUGCAAUUUAUAUUUAGGGGACAAUAAAAUUACACAUUUCACGUUAAGUAUGAUGCAGGACAUAAAUUUCUUGCUAGAAAAUAAAAAAAAUUGUUCCAUUGAAAUUGACCUUGAGAAUAAUUUGUUUAUUUGUGAUUGUUCGUCUAUGUACAAGCCCUCCAUGUGGCUGGGAAUUAAUGGUUCUCAAGCACUGAUUGAUUAUUUUGUGCAUUCAAAUUUUUUGUGCAGUAGUCCGGAUGUUUGGGAAGACCGACGAGUGGCAGAUUAUCUCUCAUCGAUUAAGAAUAUGCGCUGUCUGAUGUAUGAUAAGAUCUCAAACAUAAUGCUUUUAGUGUGGACAGCACCGUCAAUAGUCACUUUAAUAAUAGUGGUUAUGAUAAUAGUAUGUGUAUAUAGAUAUAGAAUUUAUAUUAGAUAUUGGUUAUUUUUAGCUAAAUUAGCUUUAGGUAGAAGAUUUAUUAAGAAAUCUUUGAAAGCACCUCCAGACCCUGAGAGCGGGCACAAGUACGAUGCAUUUGUGUCAUACUGUACUGAAGAUAGAGAAUUUGUCGCCGAGCUCAUUAGUCAGUUAGAAUGUUCGCCGCCUUAUUUGAAACUGUGUAUUUACGAGAGGGAUUUUGAAAUAGGUUCCUUUAUAUCAGAAUCGAUAUUAGCUAGCAUAAAUGAAAGUAGGUACAUUAUUUUAGUUAUAAGUAACAAUUUUGCAAAAUCUCAGUGGUGCAGAUGGGAGACUCAGUUGGCUGAAUACCACAGGUUGUUUCUCGAGGACGGAACGUCUUACGAUCCAUUAGUGCUAAUAAGGAUGGAUGACGUGGAGAGCAAAUAUUUAACUACGACUCUAAAGUUUCUAUUGAAGACUAAGAUAUAUUUGUCGUGGGACGAACAGAAAUCUGAAGAGUUUUGGAAGAGAUUACGAAAUGUUCUCAAUAAAAAUAGAUAGCAAAUCUACUUUUUAAGAGUUUGUUGUUAAUUUUUUAUUAAAAUCUUUUUACAAUU
Maniola jurtina (meadow brown) is the source of this 3078-nucleotide messenger RNA. RefSeq names its product toll-like receptor 13. The record is from RefSeq and is a predicted model, not a curated record. The transcript is spliced from 3 exons. Gene Ontology annotation, biological process: toll-like receptor signaling pathway; inflammatory response; immune response. Gene Ontology annotation, molecular function: transmembrane signaling receptor activity; protein binding. Gene Ontology annotation, cellular component: membrane. The coding region runs from base 443 to 3022 and encodes 859 amino acids. NCBI's taxonomy places the organism in Eukaryota, Metazoa, Arthropoda, Insecta, Lepidoptera, Nymphalidae.